CCGGGUCAGGAUGCCGAUCCCUCCUCCCCCGCCGCCGCCGCCUGGCCCCCCGCCGCCUCCCACCUUCAGUCAGGCGAACACAGAGCCGCCGAAACUGAGCCGAGAGGAGCAGCGGGGCCGUGGGGCCCUCCUGCAGGACAUCUGUAAAGGGACCAAGCUAAAGAAAGUGACACAAAUCAAUGACCGGAGUGCACCGAUCUUAGAGAAGCCCAAGGGCAGCAGUGGCGGCAGCUACAGCUCUAGCUCAGCUGUGAUCCAGCCGAAGGGUGGCCUCUUCCAAGGCGGUGUGCCCAAGCUCAGACCCGUGGGAGCGAAGGACAGCUCAG
Messenger RNA from Pygoscelis adeliae (Adelie penguin), 326 nucleotides. RefSeq names its product WAS/WASL interacting protein family, member 2 (gene WIPF2). The transcript is spliced from 3 exons. The annotation marks the transcript as partial. Lineage: Eukaryota; Metazoa; Chordata; Aves; Sphenisciformes; Spheniscidae. The record is from RefSeq and is a predicted model, not a curated record. Gene Ontology annotation, molecular function: actin binding.